CAGAAUGGCACUAUUAGUUUGUCAGAAGCUGCGUAUUAACAGAACACUGUGGAGGAUCGCGUUGACUCGACGUGCGUUUGUGGAUGAAAAAAAGCCACCUAAUCCUGAGGAUCAACUCAUACAAGGUACACAAUCUAAUACAGGCACUGAAGGCAAGGACUCCACCCAUGUAUCAUCCUCUGAUGGCAAUAAACUAUUAGAUUUCGUCAACGAUGAUAAGGACAAAGUUGUUUUAGAUGUUAAACGUGAACAUGAGCUAUCGGGUAUUCGACAAAAAUUGAUGGAAGUUAAACGUAAAACCAUUGAAAAGGUGGUCGAAAUUUCAGCAGCAAUGCCUAAAAUGUUUCAAACUGGUACACCACUUUCGCACAAGCCUGAAAUUCAAAACACACCAGUUAUAUCGCUUCGCUCUGAAAGUUCGUCUACGGUUGAAGGUGACAAAAAUAGUUGGGAGGGUCAACCAGUAGUGUCACUAACAGGAGACAAAUCGGAAGGGCCGAAGUCACAAGUACAAGGAAAGAUCGAAUCCAUGCAACUAAAUGAAGAAUCAAAAGGUGCCUUUCCAAUCCCUAAAAAAUAUCCUGAUAACAAAUUUCCUCCAACGCGAAAUAAGGAAGAGCCAGCAUGGCGCGACAAAGACGAGCUAUUAUCAGAUGAACGCAAAGUUAACACCUCAAGACAAAUUGAAGAAAAGAAAAUUAAGAAAGAUGAACCUACUGAUCAAUUUCCAAUUUCAAUUAAAAAGAAAUAUGUUUCACAUUUUCCACUCAAGGGCGAACCAAGUGAAGAAGAGGAAAAACGAAAUGAAAAGCCUUGUAACGAAAAAAAGAAAGACGAUGAUAGUGAAGAGACUUGCAAUGAAAAAAGGCAGCAAGACAAAGAAAUCCAGAAAGCUGACAAGCAAGCAUCUCCAAAACCGCCUUCCUCAACUUCUAGUGAUUUAAAACCAGCUGGUGAUUCACCACCAGCAAAGGAGUCACAAUGUCAAGGAAAGGGAUCAGCAGCUUCAGCAAAGGAGUCUAUUCCUCCAGCAAAGGGGACAGCAAAAGGAGCAGCACCUUCAGCAAAAGGAUCUCCACCGUCAGGAAAGACAACAGCACCUCCAGCAACAGGAUCUCCACCUCCAGCAAAGGUGACAGCACCUCCAGCAACUGGAUCUCCACCUCCAGCAAAGGUGACAGCACCUCCAGCAACUGGAUCUCCACCUCCAGCAAAGGGAUCACCUCCUCAAGCAAAAGGGCCAGCACCUCCAGCAACAGGAUCUCCACCUCCAGCAAAGGUGACAGCACCUCCAGCAACUGGAUCUCCACCUCCAGAAAAGGGAUUACCACCUCAAGCAAAAGGGCCAGCACCUCCAGCGACAGGAUCUCCACCUCCAGCAAAGGCGACAGCACCUCCAGCAAAGGGAUCUCCACCUCAAGCAAAAGGACCAGCACCUCCAGCAAAGGGACCACCGCCUCCACCCAAGGGUCCUCCGCCAGGCACACCACCUCCACAGACAAAGACCACUUUUGGUCCGUUAGCUGAUGCCGAUCGUAUCUUCACAAAUCUAUACGGCCGUCAUGACUGGCGCUUAAAAGGUGCAAUGCAGCGCGGCGACUGGUAUAAAACAAAAGAGAUCUUAGAAAAAGAUUCGCCAUGGAUAAUUAACGAGAUGAAGACUUCAGGUCUUCGGGGUCGCGGUGGAGCUGGCUUUCCUUCCGGCCUUAAAUGGUCCUUUAUGAAUAGGCCACCCGAUGGCAGGCCCAAAUUUCUGCUCGUUAAUGCCGAUGAAGGUGAACCGGGCACAUGCAAAGAUCGCGAGAUUUUACGCCAUGAGCCCCACAAGUUGGUAGAAGGUUGUCUAAUCGCUGGUCGCGCCAUGGGUGCUAACACCGGUUUCAUCUACGUCCGAGGUGAGUUUUACAAUGAGGCGUGCAAUCUACAGUUUGCUAUCGUGGAGGCUUACAAAGCUGGUUAUCUGGGUAAGAACGCAUGCGGUUCUGGAUUCGAUUUUGAUUUAUACAUACACCGUGGGGCCGGCGCCUACGUCUGCGGUGAAGAAACUUCGCUUAUUGAAUCAUUGGAGGGUAAAGCUGGAAAGCCACGAAACAAGCCCCCAUUUCCCGCAGAUGUGGGUGCCUUCGGAUGUCCCUCUACUGUAACUAAUGUGGAGACCGUUGCCGUAUCACCGACUAUCUGUCGCCGCGGCGGCAAAUGGUUUGCUAGCUUCGGCCGUACCCGCAACUCUGGGAUGAAGCUAUUUAAUAUUUCGGGUCAUGUGAAGAAUCCCUGCACUGUCGAAGAAGAACUAUCAAUGCCUACACGUGAGAUAAUUGAGCGUCAUGCUGGUGGCGUUCUUGGCGGGUGGGACAACCUGUUGGCAAUAAUUCCAGGUGGUUCAUCCACGCCCUGCAUACCCAAAGAGGACGCGGCCAAGGCCAUACACGAUUAUGACGGCCUAAUGGCUGUACGCUCCUCGCUCGGCACAGGCGCCAUUAUUGUAAUGAACAAGGAAACGGAUAUCAUAAAGGCGAUUGCCCGAUUGGCAGCAUUUUACAAGCAUGAGAGCUGCGGGCAGUGCACGCCCUGCCGUGAAGGUCUGCACUGGGUCAACCUGAUUAUGCAACGCUUCGUCACAGGUGAUGCACAAAUACACGAGAUUGAUAUGCUCUGGGAGAUAACAAAGCAAAUCGAAGGACAUACCAUAUGCGCCCUUGGAGAUGGUGCCUCUUGGCCGCCUCAAGGACUUAUACGACACUUUCGUCCGCUGAUAGAGGAACGCAUAACGCAACGCCAGGCCGCCGCGGCCUGUAACAAGUAAGCAGCACUGUUUAAGAUCGCUAUUUUGUUGUUGUAUGAAAUAAAACUAUAUGUAAAUGGUGCAAAGAA
Messenger RNA from Scaptodrosophila lebanonensis, 2871 nucleotides. RefSeq lists its product as uncharacterized. Gene Ontology annotation, biological process: mitochondrial electron transport, NADH to ubiquinone. The transcript has a single exon. NCBI's taxonomy places the organism in Eukaryota, Metazoa, Arthropoda, Insecta, Diptera, Drosophilidae. Gene Ontology annotation, molecular function: FMN binding; 4 iron, 4 sulfur cluster binding; NAD binding. The record is from RefSeq and is a predicted model, not a curated record. Bases 5 to 2803 code for a protein of 932 amino acids.